AUGGACGUCUUCGACCUGUUACCUAGAGCGGAUAAUCUGUACCACGGCUGCGCCAGCGGCAAGCAGUGGUAUGUCUGCAGCAAAGGAGACUACAGCGGCUGCUGCUCCAGCGAUCCAUGCACAACGGGCAUAUGUCCAGAUGACAAUUCGGCUGCUUCGUCGACAACGACAUCAAGCACCAAGUCUUCGUCGACUGAGACGACGACGUCAACGUCAAAGACUUCGACGGAGACAAAGACUUCGAUAUCACCACUGCCAACUACUAGCACGUUCGCAGACGCAACGACUGUACAGACAACUACAUCGACAGCUUCUGCCACCGGUUCGAUCACUGCUCCAGCUCCCGUCGCUACUGCUACUUCGAGCAGUUCACUGAAUACACAUUCUAGCAACCACGCCGCAAUAAUCGGCGGAGUCGUCGGCAGCAUUGCAGCCCUGGCACUGAGCAUCAUCCUUUUCUUUCUCUGCUGGCGCCGCAAAAGGAAACAAGGCCGGAUUCUCAUCGGCUGGCCAAGGAACCGAACCAAUACGUCCAACCAUGAUCCUGAGAUGACUUCUAGUCCUGGUACAAACUUCUCACGGUCUACCAAUGACACCAGCUGUCUGAACACAUCCUCAACCACAGCCUCGGAAUCCAACCCAUCAGAUUCUUCCGCGGGCCUGCUAACAGGAUCGUCCUUCGAGUCGUCAACCCUCAACCAAUCUAACCAACAAAAAACUUCAUCCAAAGACCUCACAUUUCCUCCCGAAACCCACCCAGACACAACAACAACCUGCACAUUCCCAACGGGAGUCACGGCCGAACUCUCCGACACAGGCUUCUGGCGCACGCACUGCGAACUACCGCAUAGCCCGCAAAGAGAACUAAUCAACCUGUCCCUUUCGCAGCGAAGACGCAAAGCCGUGCAGCAGCAGUUCCAGCAGAGCCUAAGCCGGCACCAGCAGAGUACUCUCCAGAGAUGGGAUUUCCCUAGUUCCACUCGCAGGAGUCCCAGGGGUUCAAGUCAGGACUGCCUCGCUAGCGCACCUCCUCUCCAUACGCCGCGACAGAUCAUUACGAAGGAGGGAGUCGUGCUGGGGGCGAAUAUGGAUCGUUACUCGACUGCGUCUGAUUUUACGUCGUCGUCGGCGCAGGCUGGAACUGGGAAGGGAAAGGACGUCCAACAGCAGCGUGCUGCUCAUGACCAUGUUAUGAGUUUUAUGCAGUACGAUAAUGCAACUGGAACUGGUGGACAGAGGCAUGCCGUAGAGCUACCCUGGACUCAGAGGCCAAGCAGAGAGUCGCUGGUUAGGAAGACUUCGACUUCUGGCGCUGUCGCUCCUGUUCCGGCGUCGAAGUCAAUGCCUUCUUUGGCCUUGUUCCAGGAGGACGAGGUGGUCUACUCGCCCAGUGACACGCCGCCAGCGUAUGCAGCAGAGGAGGGUGUGUCACCGAAGGAUGUCAAGUCUCCGUCUGCGACGAUGGGAUGA
Messenger RNA from Penicillium riverlandense, 1470 nucleotides. RefSeq lists its product as uncharacterized. Lineage: Eukaryota; Fungi; Ascomycota; Eurotiomycetes; Eurotiales; Aspergillaceae. The transcript is spliced from 2 exons. The coding region runs from base 1 to 1470 and encodes 489 amino acids. The record is from RefSeq and is a predicted model, not a curated record.